CUUCCAAAACUGCCUUGCAUCUUUUUUAAAUUUCAUUAAUUGUUGGAAAGUACUUCUGGAGCUUGGAUUAAGUGUUGUAGCUGUUGUCCUUUUAUUUUUUAAAUUAAAUUAAAUUGCUAGUAAAUGGAGCCGAUGACACUGGGCAGUCCCGUCAGCAGUCCGGGCAGCAAUCAAGGCCAGUAUUUGCCGCCAUUUCUCAUGUGCGAUGGCCAAACAAUGACGCCCCACAACAACACGCUCUCCCCCAAACUGGGACGCUACAGCGUCAGCUUUGCUACAUCUCCCGGCAGCAACACGCCACAGGAGACCAGCUACAGCAAUCCGCAGGCUUUCAAUCGAUCCGGUUUGAUUGCGAAUCGUUCGCUCUUUGCCGGCUGCUCUGGUGGGACACCUGCUGGUAGGACAAACAAUAGUCAUCAGGCUGGACCGCCCACGCAAGGACUGUUCGAUACGCUGCGCACCGAGCAGGUGUCCACUGCCGCUGCUGGUGCUGCAACAGCAACAACAACACCAAACAUGCAGCAACGCAAUCAUUUGGCCAUGUUGCAAACUUCGCAAUUGAACAGCACCAACUACAGUCUAAAUCAGAGCGGACAUCCGCCAACGACACAGCUAAAUGAUUCGUAUGUGUCGAGUGCACCAAAUGCGGUGAAUGCCUCGAUGCGUGCCCUGUGCUCGCCACUUGGUGCCACGAUGUCGCCACAGGCACGUGGCGCUGAAUUUUGGGUAACCAUAUUUGGUUUCUCGCCCGGCGCCAGUUCAAUGAUACUGCAUCAUUUUGCGAUGUGCGGCACAAUUGAGGAUGUGGUGAAUGCACCACAGAAUGGCAACUGGAUGCACGUCCGCUUUGGGUCGCGCAUCGAAUGUGGCAAGGCCCUCAACUACAAUCAAAAGAUCAUUGCCAGCAAUGUGAUGGUGGGCGUAACCCGUUGCACCGACGACACUAUCAUCGACAAAGGGAACGCCCGACUGCUGGGUGCCGAGGGCACACCGGCACCGCCGUAUAGGCCAAAGGUGCGUCCGCUUGCCCAGGAAUCAUACAACAAUGCCCAGUAUGACAGUCAGGUGUCGCCCAACAGGAACAAUGUGCCCCAGAAGAGUUCCGGCCUGAUGAACAAGGCGAUGGAUCUGUUCUUUGGCUGGUGAAUGUCUCCCAAUGAAUGCAAGCACAAUUUUUGUUGUAUUUUUAUUGCUCUUCACAUACUCACACACAUACACACACGCACACACACACACACGAACACACUCGCACACACACAUUGUUUUGAAAGUGCAACAAAAGAUUCCUAAUGCAUUCAUUUAUAAAAUAUACAUUUAUAUAUAGAUAUCGA
Messenger RNA from Drosophila grimshawi, 1331 nucleotides. It is a transcript of the gene Nup35, whose product is annotated as nucleoporin Nup35. Lineage: Eukaryota; Metazoa; Arthropoda; Insecta; Diptera; Drosophilidae. Gene Ontology annotation, molecular function: phospholipid binding; structural constituent of nuclear pore; single-stranded DNA binding. The transcript is spliced from 2 exons. The coding region runs from base 124 to 1146 and encodes 340 amino acids. Gene Ontology annotation, biological process: nuclear pore organization; NLS-bearing protein import into nucleus; regulation of DNA-templated transcription. Gene Ontology annotation, cellular component: nuclear pore nuclear basket; nuclear membrane; nuclear pore central transport channel. The record is from RefSeq and is a predicted model, not a curated record.